Molecule: messenger RNA, 2250 nt
Organism: Misgurnus anguillicaudatus (oriental weatherfish)
Lineage: Eukaryota; Metazoa; Chordata; Actinopteri; Cypriniformes; Cobitidae
Gene: cldn23.2
Product: claudin 23.2
Cellular component (GO): bicellular tight junction; membrane
Molecular function (GO): structural molecule activity
Source: RefSeq, a predicted model, not a curated record
AGGUAUCGAAACUUGGAUGUUAACAAACAUAGACGGUCAUGUGACUUGACAUAACAAUGGAGGGAUUUUAUGAGUUCCUCCCUUCAAGGGAGUUUCUGCCAUGUUUCUCUUUACACUGUGACUGUUUGAAAAGUUUUACGGAAAACAAAGGCAUUAAUUCCAAAUCUUGAGAUCGGAAGUUACUACCUAUCUAUCUAUCUAUCUAUCUAUCUGUCUAUCAUGAGAACACCUGGGAUUUUUAUUUGCGGUUUGGUGCUCGCACCAUGCGGGUUGAUUUUAGAUCUGGCAAGCACCGUGGCACCGAGCUGGCGCACCAUCAAUAAUAUCGCCGGAGAAUCCACUGAUAUGGUUUUACAGCAGGGAAUUUGGGACAUUUGCAAGACAUUUACAUCAUCCCGGGAUAUACAAUGCAGCCAACCGGAUACGCAAUAUUUUAACAACCAGAUCAUCAAAAUAGCUCAGGGGUUGAUGUUGGCAUCACUUAUACUUAAUGUCAUAGCCAUUGGCGUGGCGUCCGCCGGAGUCCGAUGUUGGACCGAUAAACCACGAUGGACACUGGCUGGGAUCGGGGGUCUACUCAUCUUCAUCUCAGGGGUCCUCGCCAUCAUCCCAGUGUCGUGGUAUACUCACAUUAUGACCUCAAUUUAUUCUCCGUCCACCGACAUUCGUGUCGGAUAUUGCUUAGUUUUGGGCUUCAUCGGCGGGAUCUUGGAAAUGAUCGGAGGUUUGGUGAUGUCCAUCGGGUUAUGUCGGCGUUGCGGUGAUCGCUCCCGCCAGGAAAGGCCGAGGACAGAUGUGCUAAAGUCCACCCGCGACCCACAUCCACUCCAUCGAGUUACAGUUCCGAGUGUGAGCAGCAUUAGUAGCUCCAGCAGUGCCCCGUAUUACUCCAAAGAUGCAGAUAUGGACUUUCCCAGAGCCAAUAGACAGAUAGACAGUAGACCUGUAAAAACUGCUUACGGGGCAAGACCAUACGAUUCAGAUUUGUAAACAAGGACAUAUGAUAAAAAACGGCAAAAAAGGAAACAUCACAAAAAUGCAAUGGUGAGAUUUGUAUUGGUAAUUGUAUGUAAACUAUAAUGGUCUCUAAUGUUUGGAUUUAUCUGGCUGAUGGGAACCAAUUUAACACAAUUAAAUCACACUGAAAUUGUUUUAAGGAUAGAUUUGAAUAAGUAAGUUGAUGGUUCAUAAUAGUGUUAAAUCCAUUCCAAUUUUUUGUGAUGUAAAUUUGUAACCAAAAUUUAGCCAAAUGCCAUAGUUGCUGCAGAUUAAUGCAUUUUCUAACUUGUGUUAUCAGGUUAAUGUUUAAAUUCCUUAUUUUUUACGGUGCCCAUGUUGUGUUAAUGGGCUGUAUACAAGCAAUUUAAACUUACUAUUUAAAUCUUGACUUGUAAUGAGUUGCUGCAACUUAAAAAGUCAAAAUUGCUUAACUUAUAAAGUAAUGUACAAACAUGUUCAUAAGAUUUAUUGAUCAGAUCUUCCAUGAUUUGUCAUGUAAAAAACUGUUUUUAGGCCCAGUUAACAUUGCAGUGUUUCCCAUACAUUGAUUUAUUUGUGGUGGCCCACCACAGAAUCAACACUGGCCCCCACAAAUAGAAUUUUCAUGAUUCCCAUUUACAUUUUUAUUUCACUACUUAAAACAGCCUAAUUCGGCUUAAAAUAUAAUUUGAUAUAUAAUACAAAUCAAAUACAGAUACAGAACAAAGAGUAGAAGUGAAACAUAUUUCAGGUGCCAACACUAGAUCAAACGCAAACACGACAUGAUGACGUCACAUAUAUGCUAAUUAGCGGGUGACGUCAUCACCACCACAGUCUCUCAAAAUCCUGUGGGAAACACUGCAUUGUUAAUAUCUGUAAAGGAACUGAACACAAUUUAGACUUUUUGUAGAACUGAGCUGUUUUAAAAUGUGUAAUUUAUUAGAAAUCUUUUGAGUUUGUAAAAUUAUAUCUACUAUAAAAGCAAAUACGUAGUAAAAGAAAGGCAAUGAAUGUUGGAAAUAACAUUUCCUCUGGUGUUGACUAGACAGAGUUGAAUAACAUCUUUGUAGAAGUUUGGGAUGUGUGGUGUUAUGUACCUAACCUGCAUCCAUCAACUUAUGUUGAACCGCAUAUACUUGUUUAUUUUUCUGUAUUUAUUGAUUGGCAAUGUGAUGGCUGACAUUAGAAAUGUGGCAUUCUAUAACACAUUUUAUACUGAAAUCGAAUAAUAUAUGAUUAAAAUAAAUUGUAUUUUGAAUAAUGAUUAGUGAA